This is a messenger RNA of Megalops cyprinoides (Indo-Pacific tarpon), 1662 nucleotides long. RefSeq names its product alkaline phosphatase, intestinal, tandem duplicate 1 (gene alpi.1). The transcript is spliced from 11 exons. NCBI's taxonomy places the organism in Eukaryota, Metazoa, Chordata, Actinopteri, Elopiformes, Megalopidae. Gene Ontology annotation, molecular function: alkaline phosphatase activity. Gene Ontology annotation, biological process: dephosphorylation. The record is from RefSeq and is a predicted model, not a curated record. Gene Ontology annotation, cellular component: plasma membrane. The coding region runs from base 1 to 1599 and encodes 532 amino acids.
AUGCGCGCGGCACUGGGCUGGGCUCUCGCACUGCUCUUCCUGGCCCCUCUCCUGCUGGCCGCCCAGCGAGCAGCAGAGGCAGCAGCAUCUGCAGCUGACCAGGAGAAGGAGCCUGCCUUCUGGAACUCCUGGGCCAAAGAGACCCUGCAGGCUGCACUGAGGCUCCGCCCCCAGACCCACCGUGCCAAGAACAUCAUCCUCUUCCUGGGGGACGGAAUGGGGGUGUCCACGGUGUCGGCAGCACGGAUCUUGAGGGGACAGCUGAAGGGUUCCUCAGGAGAGGAGGCGAUGCUCGCCAUGGACUCCUUCCCCUACCUUGCCCUGUCCAAGACGUACAGCGUGGACAAGCAGGUGGCGGACAGCGCCAGCACGGCCACAGCCUACCACUGUGGGGUGAAGGCCAACGGCAAGACCGUGGGCCUGAGCGCUGCUGCAGUGCCCUAUGAGUGCAACUCCACCUUCGGCAAUGAGGUGUACUCUGUGCUGCAUCGGGCAAAAGCCCAGGGCAAGUCUGUGGGCAUUGUGACCACCACCCGUGUCCAGCAUGCCUCCCCUGCCGCCGCCUACGCGCACUCGGUCAGCCGCAGCUGGUACAGCGAUGCCGACAUGCCCUCCAGCGCCCGCCGGCAGGGCUGCACUGACAUCGCCACGCAGCUCGUCACCAACACCGACAUUGACGUGAUCCUGGGAGGAGGCCGUAUGUAUAUGACCCCAAAGGGCACCCCCGACCCCGAGUACCCCUCUUCCUCUUCCCGCCGUGGGGACCGCAAGGACAAGAAGAACCUCAUUGACCUCUGGCUAAAAGGUCGCCAGAAAGCCCAGUAUGUGUGGCACAAGGAGCAGUUUGACGCUGUGGAUGUGAAAUCAACUGACUAUCUUAUGGGUCUGUUUGAACCCAAGGACAUGAGAUUUGAGUUGUUCCGCAAUAGCACACGAGACCCAUCCAUCGUUGACAUGACGGAGAAGGCUAUUCAGAUCCUCAGCAAGAAUCCCAAGGGAUUUUUUCUCUUUGUGGAAGGAGGGAAAAUCGACCAUGGACACCACGAUGGCAUUGCCAAGCUGGCAUUGACUGAGACUGUGAUGUUUGACCAAGCGGUGCAGCUGGCCUCCUUGAUGACCAGGGAGUCGGAAACCCUCACUGUUGUCACUGCUGACCAUUCCCAUGUCUUCACCUUCGGGGGAAACACGCCCCGUGGAAACCCUAUCUUCGGUCUAGCUCCCAAGAAGGCGGAUGAUAAAAUGCCCUUUACCAGCAUUUUGUAUGCUAACGGACCAGGAUAUAUGCAUGUGAAUGGGACAAGAGGGAAUAUCACAACAGUGGAUUACUUGGAUGAGGAGUACAUGCAGCAGGCCGCCGUCCCCCUAGACUCGGAAACACAUGGUGGGGAGGAUGUGGCCAUCUAUGCCAAGGGUCCCAUGGCCCACCUCUUUCACGGCGUGAAGGAGCAAAACUACAUCGCCCAUGUGCUGGCCUAUGCUGCCUGCCUGGAGCCUUACACCAACUGCCCCCCACACCCACCAGAGUCUGGAAGCCCCACUCAUACUAUCUCAGGGCUCCUCCUCUCUGUGGCUGCUCUGCUGUGGGUUCUAUUGACAUGACAGUACUCUGUCAAAGUGCAGCUCUCCCCAGAGCCUCAUCUUCUCACAACUCCCAGAAUUCCA